Messenger RNA from Lytechinus pictus (painted urchin), 6152 nucleotides. Its product is annotated as serine/threonine-protein kinase SIK2-like. Gene Ontology annotation, molecular function: ATP binding; protein serine/threonine kinase activity. Lineage: Eukaryota; Metazoa; Echinodermata; Echinoidea; Temnopleuroida; Toxopneustidae. The record is from RefSeq and is a predicted model, not a curated record. The transcript has 4 exons. Bases 1 to 2421 code for a protein of 806 amino acids. Gene Ontology annotation, cellular component: cytoplasm. Gene Ontology annotation, biological process: protein phosphorylation; intracellular signal transduction.
AUGGAGGGAUGGAAAGAGAGAGAUGGGAGAGUGGGAGGAGUAGAGAGAGGAAGGAGAAGAGAGAGGGAGAAAGAGAUGAAGAGGGGGAGCAAGAGGGGGAAGAAACCAAGGGGGUUACAUGGAGAUGAGAGAGGGGGAAAGACAAGUGGAAGGAGAAAGGUGGAAAGACGGAGAGACAUAGAGAAAGAGAGAGAAAGAAAGAGCGAAAGAGAGUGGGAGAGGGAGGGAGGGAGAGGGAAAGGGAGGGAGAAUGGUCUGUGGAUAGGGGCAAAGAAAGAACAGCGUUUAUUAUCCCAAAACCUUGUUUCUUUAAUAAGCCUUGGUGUUGUGCUAUAUGUCUUGGUCUGUGGUGCCCUACCCUUCGAUGCCAACACUCUACCACAACUCAAGGAAAGGGUCUUGGCUGGCAAGUUCAGGAUACCAUUCUUCAUGUCACAAGAAUGCGAGCACCUGAUACGGCACAUGCUGGUCCUCAAUCCGGCCAAGAGGCUGUCCAUCGACCAGAUCAAGUCCCACAAGUGGUUUGCGGACUGCGGGGUGCCUGCUACCCAACCAGUCAGCCCCGUGACAGAGAUCCCCAAGCCCAUAGGAGAGUUCAACGAGCAGGCUCUGAGGCUGAUGCAGAGCCUUGGAAUCGAUCAGCAAAAGACCGUAGAUUCAUUACGGAGAGAUGCCUAUGAUCACUACACAGCCAUAUACUACCUCCUAGUUGAGAGGUUAAGAUUACAUCGAUGUAGUUUUCCGGUCGAAGGUAGAGUGGACAGCCGCAGCCGUAGACCAAGUUCAAUCGCGGAUCAUGCAAUAAUGAGAACUCACGGUGGCAACCUCACGAACAUUACUCCUCACCAACGAAACAGUAAUGCACGGAAUGCCAUUCAGGUCCAACAACAACCUUGCGUCAACACCUCGCAGCAGAUGCUCGGAUUCCGACCGAUUCAGCCAAUACAGCAGCCUACGCAACAGAUGGUGUCGGAGUCGGCGCAGUGUGCUUUGCAACGGAAGAGGAAAGAACCUCCUCUUCAACCGACCACAUGUAUAUUUAGCGAAGGGGAGAUGGUUCCGGUUCCUCCAGCUGUAAGUGGGGCGUUACUUGAGCCUCUGCCAAGGAUGAACGUCAGAAAAGUGCGCUCAAUGUCCCCAAAUCAUAUGGUGGUGACAUCCAUCGACGAGGGUGUAGAAGCAGACUUGCCGGAAAGCGAGAAUGAAAUGGAGAAGGUCGAGUCAAUAGAACAUUUUAAAUCGCAGAGAACGCCCUCGCUCGCAGAGUCGUAUGAUAUACCAACAAGCAUGGCACCGAGUUUGAGUGAUUUUGGCAUUGAACCUCAGGAACUGUCCGCUUCGUUUGAUUCACAAGAGGAGAUGGAAGUUGCGCAGAGCUUCGCCCAUGUUCAAGCGCUCUCAGAUAGACUGUUCCCGUCAAAUUGCAAUUCACCAGAUCUGACGCAGCAGCAGGCAGAACCAAUUAUCCCACCUGCACCACCACAGGCAAUGUUCCAUCAUUCGGCAUCGCUCGACCGCUCUGGAAGCCACUCGCCUGUCAGCUUCCGAGAAGGUCGACGAGCCUCUGACGGGCUCAUUGCGCAAACAGGACUCUCAUAUAGACAGGUCAGUACAACUCCAUUAGCACAAGGACACACAGAUGCUAGUUUAGACAGGCAACUGAAAACAAAUGUGAAUAUGAAUUCGUGUAGUCUUGCAGCUGAUCAUUCUAAUCAAUUACAAAUAGUUGGAUUCAGUGGACAGCAGCUAACAGAAGUCAGCAAGGACAAUUCUGACUUGACAAAUCUUCCGUCCUGCCAGGUGGAACAAGAAUCCGUAUCGUGGCGCCGCUUUCCGGCUCAGGUCCAGUCUAUGGAACGGCGGCAAAACCGCAUGCAUGCCAUGAAGCAAGGGGGUCAUACCGAACCCCCUGGACACCUCACACACAGUGCAUCCCUUGCUGGCAAAUCAAGUCUUGAGGAUAUGCCCAGAGAGUUCCCGAACCAGGUUGCACCGAAUCAACGCACCUUACAACGCACGCUCAUGCAGCAAAGGCUAAUGCAGAAGCGCCAACAACUCCAGAAGCAGUCGCAACUCAGCCAACAGUUUGGCAGGAUGCAGCUGGAACGGCAGCCCAGCUUUGAAGGGCGCCCUCCCGCUCCCAAUAGAACCGACUCCUACAAGCAAGCGCAGCAGCACCCCGUUCUUCCACAGUACGCAAUCAACGACGAUUCCUCGUUGAACAACUCGCUUAUUCAAUGUCACAAUGAGUUCAACCAGGCAACAUCGCUGGGCAGCAAUGCCCCUCUUCAUUAUGAUACAACGUUAAAUCAGGUGCCGCAAAACUUUGAAGCGCCCUCAUACGAUGAUAGCAUGGACACCUCGGACGUCACUGUGCCAGCGUCGCAAGCAGGCAACAAUUUUUCAUUCACUCCCUGCUAGCAGUGACUAUGCCACUAUUUUGUGGAUCCAUAGCUCAUUUUUUAGAUAUCAUUUUAGAAGUGCUGGCUGGUACAGCGAUUUUGUUUGGAAUUUUGUGAAUCGAUGAUGAUCUUUAUUUUUUUGGGUGUAGACCCUCAAUAAUUUGAGGUAUGUGGAUAUUACGUGUAUAUGCCCAUGUAUCCACAGAGUGUACUUAUUGAAGAAAAGAUUGUGUCGUAGAAAGUGGAAACAAUUGCCAGAAUCGGUGCAAUUUCCAGUAGCCAGGGAUGGCUUGAGAAGAGAUCAGAAGAAGAAAACAUAUUUUUUGGUAAAUAAUAUUUUGAAAUGUCAUUAUAUCAUAGAAAUGUUGAUAGGAGAAAUGUUUUAUUUUAACCAAGCAACCAUACCAAAGUCAGUGUUCAUUUAUCUCGUUGAUGAAAAAGAGACAAUGUAUUCCUCAAGAAAUUUACUCUUGCCAGGGAAAAAUCAAGCAGGAUUUUGUCAUGUAGGAAUUGAUUUAUUUUCUACGUGAGGUAGAGAAUAUUUGAAUAUGUGUUAGCCAUGCUAAAUCCCUGCCCUAUUUGUUUCAGUCCUUUGCAAGAGAUGUUCUGCUAGUAGUAUUUCAUGUUUGACAAGGAAUGGGAUGGACUGAAUUUGCAUCUGUAAUUAAACAGCCUGUGAAAGUGUCACUGUUAUUAGAAUUCGAUGGGGGUUUGCGAGAAUCCGUUGUACAAUUCUCAAUUGCAAGUCUUGAUUGAUUUUAGUUGUUGAAAAUGAAUGAACACUGUCUGUUGCAAAAACAGGCAAAGGGGGCGUUUCACAUGGAGUUAAGUCUGAAUUAUAGUCAUGCUUGAGUUCUAACACGAGAGUUAACAUCUCAUAUCCCAUGAGCAUGGUCUUUGUAUUGCAAUGGUGCAUUAUUUUGUGAAUCCAUGAUGAUUGCCGUGGUCUCAUGGUUACGAGUCUCGUCUCUCAAUCAGAGGGACGUGGGUUCGAAUUCCAGCCAUGGCGUGUUUUCCUUUAGCAACAAUUUACCCACAUUAUGCUGCAUUCAACCCAGGUGAGGUGAAUGGGUACCCAGCAUAAUUAAUUCCUUGAAAUGCACCGAGUGCUCGAAGGCUGCUUGAGCUAAAGCUAGGGUAAUGAUAAUAAUAAUAUUAACAAUGCACCUAAGAAUAGAUUAUCUCUAUAUAGAUGGCGCAAUAUAAAUGCCUCAUUAUUAUCAUUAUUUUAGACCACAUGCAAUUUCGAAUUUAAGAGUGAUGAUUAAUCAGACUUAAAAUGGCUUUGUGAAACACCCCCUCCAAUCGAUGGCAGGAUAUAUGAUGGAUCCAGACUUGACUAAAAAUUUAUUGCAAUUUUCUCGCAAAUCCCCUCAAAGUUUGAGAAUGGCAAACGUUACUACUAGAGUAGCUCUAAACAGUCAGCAGUCAACCGAUGUGCAAAAGCUAGCUCUUUGUUUGUUUUGUGAAAAAGGUGACCCAAAUCAUGCUGGCCAGCUCAUCUCAAAAUAGACAUUGCAGAAAUAAGGAAUAGUCUGACUUAGAGGCAAUUUCUAUUGGACUGUUGAUCUUCUUGAAAGUAGCGACCUACGGAAUGAAGAUUCAUUAUUGGUCCUCAUAAAUAAGUAAGACUAGUUUACUUAGCAAUUUAUGUAUGCUGCCCAACUAAUUUCCACACUGCCUGCUCAAUAUAUGCAUUAGAGCUGAAUAUUUGUCAGCACGAAACACAUUUGAAAAAUACAAGUUUGUGAAGAAAACAGUCACAUUGCUUCCUAUAUGAAUACCAUAUUUUAGUAUCCUGCUUAAGCAAAACAAAAUGAGAAAAGCCAUGUAUUAUUCAGUCUUAAAGUUUCUGGGGGAUCCCUUGUGAGGGCUUAAUUUGCCUAUAAAAGGCUACCAUAUAUAGGAAUAUGUAUUGCAAAGCUACGUAUGCUGAAGCUGAAAUAGUUUAUUCUAUGCAUACAAUUACAAUAUGCGAACUGCACUCUAUUUUUCACUGCUCUAUAUUAUGUUCACAUAUCUGUUUACUAGACAAUAGGCAUUACUAUAUCCUUUUAAUGGUGUUCAUAGUAAGUUAUAUUACCCGAAAGUUUAGUAAAGUUCCUCUUGUUAAAGAUAAGAUCACAGCUAAGCAUCGUCAAAGCUUGACUUCAUUGUCUUUGAAUUUUGAGAGGGGGGUAGAUUUUUUAUCAUACUGUGCCGUCCAUUGAAAGUCCCAUAUUCUGUAUCACUGGAUAAGUGAUGCUUCACCAUUUCAGAGGACUCAGGAGUAAUUAGUAUACAAAUAAUACACAUCUUGAAGGGAAGUAGUAAGAAUUAUGGGCACAAGGCACCUUCGGAACAGUUCCAACACGCCCGAGGCAUGGCCGAGGGCAUUUAGACUGUUUUAAUGGUCGCAAGUGUGAGUAAUUACGGUAAUGCCCAAGCAAGAUGAUGAGUAUGAGAUGUUUUAUUAGAAGGGGAUCUGGAUCUUCUAACAACAAUCAUUAAAUUUCAAUGGCUCUUGUUAAAAUAGAUAUAUCAGGCCCCCAUCUGACAAAGAGACGGGAUCAGUCACAGCCAUUUGCGAGACAGGGCCUAAUAGCAACCAGCUCAUCCACCGCUAGCCAAUCAGCAUCACGUAUUCUGAUGUAGCACAAUAAGAAAGUCUUUGAUUGGGUAUAGUUUUAAUGUUUGAUUUUGGGAUGAUAAUGCACUCAAAUACAACGUUUAAUAGGCACAGAACAUUGACCUGCCAGUAAGAAACUCAUGCAGUUGCUGUCUGUUUAAACCACUUCAUUUCCCAUUAUGAUACGUUGAUACCAUGAUGAAAUGGAUUCGUGUAAAAGUUGCAUUUUCAAAAUGAUAACUAUGUUACACUGCAUCUUAGAAGAAUAUCGUACAUCUGUUUCCAGGCCCAUUUGGGGGCCACGGAACGAAUUAGAAAGUUGGUGGAGUGGUUGACCAUGAACAUAAAAUAAAAAUUUGAUGGUUAUUUUCAUCUUCAUGUACAUGGUUCCCAUCGCGUUACCUACCCCCCCCCCCCUUUUUUGUUGUGCUACCACUGCUGCUCUAUCAUACACUGCACCUCUAUGGGUGUAUAGUAUAGAUAAUAGUUUAUCCAUCUCAGCCCCUUAGUUGUUUAGACACGCGCUUAGAGACGGCCAUUCGGGAUUAUAUACCAAACUUUGUGACAAAGACAGAAGACGUCGUUACUGAUAGCAUACCGAGAGGCAACAGAUUCUUUACAUUGAUGUUCGUCAUAACGGCUAUUUUGGUGCUUUGAUUUUGCUGGAGUAGACAUAUAGCUUGCUCGAAACAGUUGCCAUUUUAUUUGUAACCAAGAAAAAAACGAUGAUUUAUUUAUUGAUAUAUUUUUAAAGCGAGAGAAAGAGAGAGAGAGAGAGAGGGGGGGGGGACUUUGAGUUCCCAUGUUCAUAAUGUGUUAUAUUUUUGUGUGUUGUUUGUACGAGUAUGUGGUACAGCUUGUCGAUCGGUUAGAAAAAGGUCGGCGCGAAAGGAAAGUCUUGUUUUUUAUAUCUGUGCUGCAGUUUUAUUGUAAUGUUGUAGGUAAAAUAGGCCUAUUCUGGGGAGUGUUUCAUGGUGCAUAUUGUCAGUGAUUUUCACUAAUUUAAUUACUCUCAGCCAAUCAGAAUGCUUGGAUUUGCAGUAGCUUAUAACAAUAGUCAGUGAAAACCACCCAUUUGUUUCGUGCAACCUCCCCCGAUUUCAAGAAAUUCCACGUUUCCACCUUUAGAUCAGUACUCGUCC